CUGCCGGGGCCGCGUCCCUGGCGUGCGAGCAUGCUGCGGCGGGGGGAGGGCGUCCUCGGCCGGGCCGGGGGAGGUUCGGGCUGAACUUAGGGACGGGAAGAAAGGAAGAGAGAGCGCUGCCGGAAGCGGCGGAGCGGCGGCUCGGGGAGCCCCGCGGGCAGCAUGUAGCUGGGUGACGGCAGGCAGACCGCCGCCGCCUGUCCCGCCAGGCCGGGAGCCCCUUCUCAGUGCUCGGCUCCUCCGUCUCUCGUCGCGGCUCUCCGUCGGCCGCCCGUCGCUGUCAUGGGGCUGCCCACGCUGGAGUUCAGCGACUCGUACUUGGACAGCCCGGAUUUCAGGGAGCGCCUGAAGUGUCACGAGAUCGAGCUGGAGAGGACCAACAAGUUCAUCAAGGAGCUGAUCAAGGACGGCAGCCUCCUCAUCGGGGCCCUGCGGAAUUUAUCCAUGGCAGUGCAAAAAUUUUCACAAUCCUUGCAAGAUUUCCAGUUUGAGUGUAUUGGAGAUGCUGAAACUGAUGAUGAAAUUAAUAUUGCUCAGUCACUGAAAGAGUUUGCGCGGCUCCUCAUUGCUGUAGAAGAGGAAAGGAGACGACUGAUCCAGAAUGCGAAUGAUGUGCUCAUAGCACCACUGGAGAAGUUCCGUAAAGAACAAAUAGGAGCAGCAAAAGAUGGGAAGAAAAAGUUUGACAAGGAAAGUGAGAAAUAUUACUCCAUCCUAGAGAAGCACUUAAAUUUAUCAGCAAAGAAGAAGGAAUCUCAUUUGCAAGAUGCAGAUACGCAGAUUGACAGAGAGCAUCAAAACUUUUAUGAAGCAUCAUUGGAAUAUGUUUUUAAAAUUCAAGAAGUACAAGAGAAAAAGAAAUUUGAAUUUGUUGAACCUCUUUUGGCCUUUCUUCAAGGAUUAUUUACAUUUUACCAUGAAGGAUAUGAACUGGCUCAGGAGUUUGCACCAUACAAGCAGCAGCUUCAAUUCAAUUUGCAGAAUACCCGGAAUAACUUUGAGAGCACAAGGCAGGAAGUGGAGAGACUCAUGCAAAGAAUGAAGUCAGCCAACCAAGAUUACAGACCACCAAGUCAAUGGACAAUGGAAGGCUAUCUGUAUGUGCAGGAAAAAAGACCACUUGGAUUUACAUGGAUAAAACAUUACUGCACUUACGAUAAAGGAACAAAAACAUUUACAAUGAGUAUAGCCGAAACUAAAUCUGGUGGAAAAGUGAAUGGCCUUGUCACAAGCUCACCAGAAAUAUUCAAGCUGAAAUCUUGUAUCAGGAGAAAGACAGACUCAAUUGACAAACGCUUCUGUUUUGAUAUCGAAGUAUUUGAGAGACCUGGAAUCAUCACGCUACAGGCUUUUUCAGAAUCCAACAGAAAACUGUGGCUCGAAGCUAUGGAUGGAAAGGAACCAAUCUACACACUGCCAGCCAUUAUUAGCAAGAAGGAAGAAAUGUUCUUAAAUGAAGCAGGUUUCAACUUCGUGAGGAAAUGUAUCCAUGCUGUAGAAACAAGAGGCAUUACCAUCCUGGGGCUGUACAGAAUAGGUGGUGUAAACUCCAAAGUGCAGAAGCUGAUGAAUACCAUAUUUUCCCCUAAAUCUCCUCCUGAUAUGGAUAUUGAUAUGGAAAUCUGGGACAAUAAAACAAUAACUAGCGGACUUAAAAACUACCUCAGGUGUCUUUCAGAACCGCUGAUGACAUUUAAGCUGCACAAAGAUUUCAUUGUUGCUGUUAAAUCAGAUGAUCAGAACUACAGAGUUGAAGCAGUGCAUGCACUUGUACAUAAAUUACCGGAGAAGAACAGAGAGAUGCUGGACAUCCUUAUCAAGCACUUGGUCAAGGUAUCAUUACACAGUCAGCAAAACCUUAUGACAGUAUCCAACCUUGGUGUUAUCUUUGGACCAACUCUGAUGAGAGCCCAAGAAGAAACUGUGGCUGCUAUGAUGAACAUUAAGUUUCAGAAUAUCGUCGUGGAAAUUCUUAUAGAACAUUAUGAAAAGAUAUUUCACACUGCACCAGACCCCAAUAUUCCUCUUCCCCAACCUCAGUCCCGUUCAAGUUCAAGAAGGACAAGAGCAAUUUGUCUUUCCACAGGUCCUCGUAAGCCCAAAGGAAGAUACACACCGUGUCUAGCAGAUCCUGACAGUGACUCAUACAGCAGUAGCCCGGAUAGCACACCCAUGGGCAGCAUCGAAUCUCUCUCCUCUCACUCCUCUGAGCAGAACAGCACCACCAAAUGUGUGCCCUCUCAGCCCAGGGAGAAGUCAGGAGGGAUUCCAUGGAUUGCCUCUCCCCCUUCUUCAAAUGGCCAGAAGAGUUCAGGCCUCUGGACCACGAGCCCAGAAUCCUCAUCAAAGGAGGAUGCAACAAAAACAGACAUGGAGUCAGACUGCCAAAGUAUAGCUUCUGUCACUGGACCAGAGAAUGCCUCUCCACCAGUAGAUCUGACCAAGAAGAGUUCCUAUAGUCUGUCUGGCCUGAAAAGAUCUUCAGGUUCUUCCCUCAGAUCAAUUCCAUCAGCUGAAGGUAACAAAAGUUGCAGUGGAUCUGUACAGAGCUUGUCUUCAACAGAUACAAAAGAUACACCAAAGGCUCCACUAAAUCCUGAUUUGCCUCCCAAAAUGUGCAGAAGAUUAAGACUAGAUACUGCAUCAAGUAAUGGCUACCAAAGACCAGGAUCUGUAGUGGCUGCAAGAGCCCAGUUGUUUGAAAGUGCUGGUUCACUUAAACAAGUUUCUUCAGGACGACAAGCAAAAGCCAUGUAUUCCUGCAAGGCUGAGCACAGUCAUGAGCUGUCUUUCCCACAGGGAGCAAUAUUUUCCAAUGUGUAUCCAUCAGUGGAACCAGGCUGGUUAAAAGCAACUUAUGAAGGCAAAACAGGACUCGUUCCCGAAAAUUAUGUCGUCUUCCUCUAGUAAUCUUUAGUGGACAGCAAUAUCUUCAUGGUAUCCAUGGUAACAAAUAAUAAGCGCUCUGAUUUUUUAUCUGACACAGAUAUGGGAUCAGCUCGUUAGCUGAGAGUGGUAGAUUUCCUUCAGAUACUGCAGCUGCAGGUUACAUGGCUCCCUAUCAGCGGAACAGAAUGUAAUGAAACAGUUAACAGUUACUGUACUGAGGACGGUACUCUGUUUAAAUAACUUCCAUUGUUUGCAAAAGGUUGUUCUGUUCUUCUUUUAUGGGUAAGGAACACUAGAGCAAUAAAACCAGAAGAGUUGCCAUUUAGCUGCAGACCUUCAGGUCCUAGGAUGUUGCUCACAGAAGUGUGAAGUUUAGAGGGAAUGCACUCUAUGACAUUUCUUGGAAUCAAUAUUUUUAAUAUGAAAAUGUUCAUAAUAUAAGUGAUGCAUUGUGAUCUGAAUGCUUCCUUACGAAAUUUGAUUCUGAGGUUAGUCCUAAUCAUUUCAAAUAAGAAACGAUUCUUCCAUAAAUCAGAAGUUUGAAUUUCUGUUAGUCAUUGAGAUCACAGUAUGUUAUAGAAUAAAUGUAACUGGUAGUGAAAUCAGAUUACUGCCUGAGCAGUAAAUGCUUGUUCAAAAUGUGAUGUUUAAUGAAUGUUUCAUUCAAUUACUUGUUAGAUUUAUUUCCUCCUUUCAGUGUGAAUAUAAAUAACAAUAACUUGUAUUUCCGUGUUACCAGCCAGGUGGGAGAUAAUCUCAGUAUAUCUCAGAGCAGCAGUUGUAGGAAACAAGGAGAUACUGAAUCUGGAAUGAUUGGUAGAUACCAAAUGAGCGAUGGAAAAGUGCGAUAGGUUUCUAAACGAGACAUAAAAUGUAACUGAGUCCUUUUCAAGUUUUUCCAUUGUGAAUAAGACAAUACCCUGUGAAGUAGGAAAUUUUAUAAGCUCUGGGUGCCAAAAGCUCCAUAUAGCAAUAAAAGUAUACAGUGUAUUUGGCAAAUGUUUCCCCCAUUCCACAGAAUAAAAAUAACUAGCUAAUACUGUUUUUGUAAAUGCCUAUCGUUUGUACUGGAGGGACUGGAAAAAAAAAAAUAAGGAAGACAGCCCCAAACCAGAAAAUAUAAGCAGCUUUCUAAACCGGAGCAUCUUUCUUGCACACCUCGAUAGGAAAACAUGCAGUGCUUAGUUGUCUUGUUGCUGAGCUCUACUGAGAAAAAAGAGACUUAGGCACUGCAUGAACAAUUUUUCAGUGUUGGUACAGAAAGAAUUCACUGUUUCAUAGUUACCCAGCCUUCGUUCUUUGUGCAGUAAGAGUAAGCAACAUAUAAACCUUCUAUUAAUUUCUAAGGUGUACACUGCUUCCAGAAAGUUUAAGAACUGUUAGAACUAAAAGCAGCAGUAAUCUACUAAUAGCUUCUUUUUCUUCCAUAGACUUUUUUCUAGUUUAAAUUAGAAAAUAGAUUUUUCUGCCAACAUAAAGAAGCGCACAUACAUAGAGCAUGACUUUUGCAGAGCAAUUCCUUGUUGGAAUUCAGGCUGAUGGCAGAAGCCUGCAGGACCCUUCUGCUGUUGAAAGUAUUAGUGGUGUAACAGAAAGGGGAGAGCUUAGAGGAGCAUCCUUCUGCUGUUUCUGAUGGGGAGCCUGUGACAUUAAUCCAGGCUAGGGUGAGUAAAGCUGACUGCAGGCAGUUUGAGGACAAGCUGCUUGAAUUAGUGACACACUGACCUGGGUCCUUUCUUCACUCUAAGGAGAUUCAAAGGCGAGGGUCAGAUUGGGUAUCAGGAAGAGGUUCUGCACCAGAGGGUGGUGGGCAUGGAACAGGCUGCCCAGGGCUGUGGGCACUGCCCCCAGCUGCUGGAGUUCAAAGAGCAUUUAGACAGCGUUCUCAGACAUACAGUCUGAUUUUUGGGUGGUCCUGUGCAGAGCCACGAGUUGGACUCAGUGAUCCUUGGGGUCCCUUACAUCUCAGGAGACUCUAUGAUUUUAUGAUUAGGUCCCAAAGCUGUGCUCAGUACAUGCUGAUGAAAUGUUCAUCACAGGCAGUGGAAGCAAAGAUGUGGGCUCAUUGCAUUUACCCAGAGCAGAUGUGAAAGAAAGUGUAGAAUGAUUCUGUGACUAUGAUUCCGACUUUUCUCAUCAGACUGAGCCUUUGUUGAUUUUAAAGCAAGCCAGCAUUUCUUUUUCUAAUGUACUCCUGCAGCUUUCUCUGCCCUGAGAAGAUCAAAAUGGGUUUGGUUGUGUCUUUGCUUUAUUUCACAAUCUGAAAAUUGCAAGGUGUCAGAAAGCUCACCACUGGGGAUGUGCCCAGGAGCAGUGCUGCUGUGGGAAAAGGAGCAGGGAGGGAAACAGCUGCAAGCAGAGACACGAGGCCUUGCAUGUGUAUCACCUGUGUGGAGAAAUGUGGGUCUGUCAGUUGGAGCAGGCGGACUGGCCUCUGUUGAACAUCAUGGAGGAAUUUAAUUGUGAAAUUCUUGAGAAACAGUGGAAUAGGAAAUUCUUGCUCUUAUUUGUUUUGCCGCAGUCUGUGUAUUUGUUUGGAUGUUCUCAGUAGUAGGUUCUGUAGCCAGCUGAUCUGAGUGCAAGCUAGAGGACUCAAAGAUGCUAAGUUCAUAUAAAGCUAAAAUAAAAAUGCAAAGUUCAGUUAUGGAGCCUGUAAGCAUUGAGGGAAAGGUUGUGGAAGUACUGGGAGGAAUCACUGUAGAGGAGGGAUGGUCCGUUCCCAUACACUCAUCCCAUGUUAGACACAAAAUUCAACUGCAAAGAUAGUUUCAUCAGAAGGUGGAUUUCAUUAAUUCAGUUGCGCACCGAACAAAUCUGUCUUCUCCUCUUUAAGGCUGGGCACUUUUUCAGGCCCUUCUGAUGAUCACAUAAAUAAUUUGAAAAUAGCUUAGAUUUAAAGUGGCAAUUCCAUCUGAAAGUGUUACAUCGUUUUUUAAUUACAGUUAACAGUGCUGGAUAUGAGGGUUCUGUUUCUUUCUUCACGGUACGUAACAAGCAUUUUCUGUAUUACCAUGCUGUGAGUUGUGGAUGCCUCAGCUCUUCUCUGACUUUCCAAGAGGGAGUUUUUCUCCACAAGAUCUGGAAAGUUAAAUAACGGUGUUCACAAACUGGAAUGAAAGAGAGCAGCACUGUGGUCAUCUCAUGAUCCCUGGCCAUAUAUCCCUUCUCAUAACUGUAGAGCAGCAGAAAUCCAUGUAACAUUUAAAUGAAGAUACAAUACUCAGAUAGUGCCUUACCAGAAAAUUAGGUAAGCUGAACUAAAUUAGUUCAUUGUAUUGAUUUACUGUUGUGUUUUGUGUUUUUUUUAAUUAAAGUCAGAUUCACUCCACGAGCAAUGUCUACUUUUUAAAUUUUCUUUCCAUUCUACUUUAUAAGAGGAUGUGGAGUUUUCUCUGAAUAUCACUGUAGGACUGCAGGUAGAUAAUACAUGAUGGCUGUUUGUUGUGAAAAUGUCUGUACCCAGAUCUUAUGUCAUUAGCCCUGUUUAUUCUAUGUUAAACUUUUGGUACAUGUUGCAGUACAGCAUGAACCAAAAUAGUGUGAAGGACUGAUGUAUUGUAUGAUAAAUAAGUAAAGUAUAUUAAUAUUUUAUAUUCACACUUCUUAUUAAUGAUGAUAAAGAUGAAAAAAUAUUUUUGAUGUAAUUUCUGUGAGUUCAGUGUUAUAAUGUUUUUGCCAUACUUUGGCAUUUAGAGUUCUAUGUAACAAAACUCUUAAAUUAAACCGUAGCUGUCUUAAGUCCCCACCUGAUCUAUAAAGUUCGUUUGUUUUAUUAUCUCUGGAAAAAAUGACACACAGGUUUGCUGACCAGUGCUACUCUGUGAUAGGAAUAGUAACUUAUUUUCCUCUUAUAUAUAUUUUUGUGUAUAAACUGUUAUUCACCUGCAAUUGGGUUUGUUUUAAUGUACCUUUAGAAAAGAUUCAUUAGGAAGAGAAGCUGCAAAAUUCAGCAGUUCAGAACAGUAGUUAAAACAAGAAGAAAAGCAUUAUGUGGCAGCAAUUGGAUUUUUGCGACCUUCUUUCACUUGUCUGUUUUCUACUUAAUAAGACAGGAACCAAAUAAAUGUUGAAGCCCAAAAGUCCAUUGUUCUUCAUGCUUCUUUUCCUAAGGUAACAGUUGGUACGGUUUGGGAUUGAGCAGGGAAAAAGGCAGUAAGGGAGCUUGGCCUCAGCUGGAGGGCUAUCUCAGCUGAUGGAAGCUCUCAGAGUUCUAGUGAGCUCAAAGGUAGACCUUGGGCAAUUUAUAGUGAGGUUUUGCUGGCCAGAAGCCCUCAUGAAAUAAAUUAGAAUAUUCUGCUAAUGGGAAAACAUGCUAUGGCUUGGCAUUAUCCUUUUGUUUUCAGCAGUGCCCUGUGUGAAUCAUUCAGUUACCAGAUGAAAAGCAAUAAGCAGCAUUCAGUCCUGCACUUCGUGGUCAUGCAGCCACUGGUGCUGCAGCCCUUCCAGUUUCUGUUCAUGCAAAAGUCAGACUGUUGAUCAGGCUGUGUCGGCACAGGUCCGGAGGUCUCUUUUUGCACAGGAUUUUGCACGGGCCUUGGGAGUUUGCUUUGUUUUGUUUUAAUAAGAUGCUUGGUAUCCAAACAGCUACUAAUACAAUGUUGUAAUUCAGUCACUGAAGAUAAUAGCAUUGUUUUCUUUGUCCUAUAUGUGGCAGUAUUUAAUAAGCCGCUGGAUAGCCUUAGUUAUUUUAAGUAUAGAGAAUGGUGCUUUAACCCCUGGAUGUCUCAGCUGAAAGCUGUUCUGCAACUGAGCUUUUCUGCAAGCGUUGUAUCAAGAGUUGUCAUUAAAGUUCUGUCACCAAAGGCUGCAAAAUGAUCUCAGCGCUACAAGAGUUUAUGUUAUAGCAAAAGGCAGAGCAGCUGGAGAGGGCAAACAGAUAGUUUCAAUUUUCCAAGCAUAUUUAUGACAAUUUUGGAGGUAUUAGAGUUUAUAGGGGUUACUUUAGAUACUAUAUGGUAUUUUAAUAGGAAAGUAUAUACAAUCAAUUACUAUAUAUAUAUAUAUUUAAUAAAGUCCUACUAAAUUAUCUUAUUGAACUCUUUGUUUAUUUUGUGGUGUGGUUUCAAUAAUUAUCUGCACUCUGUAUAUAUCUACGUGUAAAUAACUGGCAUGACAUGCAUAAGCUGACUUGCAGACAUAAUUCUAUAUUGUAGUUUAUAUUGUACUUUACACUGUAUUUCAAAAAUCUGAUAAAUGUUUUUAAAAAUAAAAGACCUUCCUACA
Lagopus muta (rock ptarmigan) is the source of this 8112-nucleotide messenger RNA. RefSeq names its product Rho GTPase activating protein 42 (gene ARHGAP42). Gene Ontology annotation, biological process: signal transduction. The transcript is spliced from 24 exons. The record is from RefSeq and is a predicted model, not a curated record. Gene Ontology annotation, cellular component: cytoplasm. The coding region runs from base 283 to 2907 and encodes 874 amino acids. Lineage: Eukaryota; Metazoa; Chordata; Aves; Galliformes; Phasianidae. Gene Ontology annotation, molecular function: protein binding; GTPase activator activity.